This is a messenger RNA of Styela clava, 3316 nucleotides long. NCBI's taxonomy places the organism in Eukaryota, Metazoa, Chordata, Ascidiacea, Stolidobranchia, Styelidae. The record is from RefSeq and is a predicted model, not a curated record.
GUAUUUCAGGAUUAAUUUCUAUUAAAUUGAGUUAUAAAAAAAAAUAUUACAUUAGUUAGAUAUAAUAAAGCAUGUUCCAUUGCAAAGGAUUAUAAAAAGGCUUUCAAGGUGUCACUGAAAGAGUGAAUUCUACAAUCAUGGCAACUCAGCAGGAUUGGAUGGUCACUGAUGCAUUGAGGCAGAGAGUCCGCCAACAACUGGAAGAAACAUUCUCACGGUACACGAACCCAUAUCCAAAAUCGGCAGAAGAAAUAGAAAAACAGGUGUUUGAGGCCGCUAAGAAUAGCAAGGAAAAAUAUGUCUCCAUGAUCCGGGACGUUUUAAAGCGAGUAACUCAAAGGGUUCAACAACAACAGCAACAACAACAACAACAACAACAACAGCAACAACAACAGCAGCAAGGACAAAUAGGAAAUGUAAACACUAUGCAGCCUUCAGGGAUGGGCCAGGGUGGGGUACAAAUGGGCCAGGCUACUGCGGCACAAUCAGGAAUGGCCCAGGGACCAGGUAUGGGCACGAUGGUUCAAGGUGGGAUGGCGCAAGGAACUGUACAUCAAGGGGGUAUGGGGGCCUCAGCUGCCAUGGCCCAGACUGGAGUCAAUCAAACUGGAAUGGGGGUUGGUGGAAUCGCGCCCCAAGGUGGAAUGCAGAAUCCGGGCAGAAUGCGACCCCCAAUGCAACCAGCACAAGGAAUGCCUACGCCUGCCAUGCAAAAUAUGCAACGCCAGUUUGGUGGGCAGAUGGUACGGGGUCCUCCUUCUGAUUCUCCAGGAAGCAUGAGCAUGCAAAGUCCGUUAUCUUCAGCUGGUCUCACAGGGUAUAGCCCUGAUAAUAGGAUGCCUCAUCCAUCGCCUGGGUCUCAGUUUUACUCACAGCGCCCUGCUAGGGUGGACAGGUCUGCACCACAGCAGCCACAAUUAAAGAUGCCUGACAGCACGUACAGCAAUACACCACAUGGGAGUGUAGGAAGCACCUAUAUUCCAAGUCUCUCACCUGCUCAUCCGAGCAAUUCACCCCAAAUAAGCGCAAUGUCACCAGCGUUGAGGACUCCAGGAAGUGUCUCUGUUGCACAUUCCCCAGCAAGUGCUGCUGUACCCAGCCCAUCCACCGGUCAAAGCCAAACGAAUUCCACACAAAGUGAGGAAGCGUUGUACAUGGAGAAAUUAAAACAACUGCAGAAAUAUGUCGACCCUCUGUCUAGAAUGAUAAACAAGGAAAAAAACAGUAAAGAUUUGAGUAAAAUGAAGAGUUUACGAGAUAUAUUGAUGGAUUCAACAAAACGGUUACCAAUGGCAACCUUACUCAAGUGCGAAAAAGUUCUUCAGAAUUGGUCGGAUGUCAAACCAGUGCCGACCCCGCCUCCGCCACGCCCAGACCAACAUAUGUGCCAGCCAUUAUUAGAUGCCGUAGCCACAGCGAUAGAAUCACCAAUGCUGAAUCAUACUUUGAAACGAACGUUCGGACCAGCUUUACAAGUAUUAAAUGGAGAUUACUAUGUACCUGAGAGUUCAUGUACGAAACGAGUGCGAAUCCGUGCUCCAAGCAGUGACAGUGACACCGACCCUGGAAUCAAAGUUCCUGAUAUUGUCCAAGGAGAGAUUGCCAGGCUGGGGUCAAAGUUCAAAGUCACGGUUGACCAGUCACAAAGCACUAAUUAUGGGACUCUUCAUUUAAUAUGCAGAUUGGACAAUUCUACUCUUCCUACCGUACCGCCAAUCAGAAUUCUAGUUCCCACAGCUUACCCUAAAGAGGGACCAGAAUGGAAGUCAUGGUCUCAAGAAGAUAACAGUGAUAAAGAAGACCUAGAACCAAGUUCAGAGGAAUCAAAAACUGAAGCAGAAGGGAUGAAAAAGCCUGAAUUUUUAUCCAAAUUAAAACCAAACAUGAAGAAGCAUAUAAACCAUGCUAUGAACCAUAAUGAAACUAUAUCCGGAAUCCUGACAGCUUGGGAAAGGAGUGUCAGAGAAACUAUGGUCUGCACCAGACAAAGUUGAUAAUGACUGAAACGUUUAUUUGCCCUCAAAGCAGAUAUACAUUACAGGUCCUUCUGCCUGGCCUGUUCAAAAGUGUAUAUUACCAUCACCAAAUCGGCACCCUCGCAUAAACAUGUGAACAAAUAAUAUUUACUAAGCAACAACAGUAAUGGCACAAUGAUUACAAGUGUCUGGUAAAGUAAUCAGACCAAAACAUUCACAACUACUAUAAGCCUAUUAAAGAUGGCUUUGUCUGGCGUAUUGAAAUCAAGCUUAUUUCAUUUGACCAAUAAACUUCAGUGGAUAAAAUAUAUUAAACGAGAUAGCAAUGCUCAAAUAACGGACAAGAAGGCUAAAAGUAAGGUAAAAUUUUUCAUCAUGGCAACGUUAAAAAAAAGUAACUGUUAAAAAGCAUCAGUCGUGAAAUGUUUAAUUGGCAUUUCGCUGUAAUUCACUACUGUUGAAAGGUGUCAGUCGUAGAAUGUUUUAGGUAGAAGUUCAUCUUAACUUCUGUUAAUUUUGUGUUACUUUUUCAACACCCUGUAUAUAUAUUACCAUCACCAGAGCAGCACCCUCACACAAACAUGUAAACAAAUAAUAUUUACUAAGCAUCAACAGUAAUGGCACAAUGAUUAAAAUUGUCUGGUGAAGUAAUCAACAAAACAUUCACAAUUACUAUAGGCAUAUUUAACAUGGCUUUGUCAGGCAUAUUGAAAUGAAGUUUAUUUCUUUUGACCAGUAAACUUUAAUGGAUAAAAUAUAUUAUACGAAAUAGCAGUGCUCAAAUAUAUGGACAAGAAGUCUAAAACGAAGUAGUAUCGAAUAUUUCACAGUACUGGUGGCAAAGGUACUGGUAGCUUGGCCACCAGUACACUGAGAUUCGGUCACACAAAACUAUGACAUGAAAAACGAAUCUAGCAAAGCCCACAAUAGCCUUGUAGCAACAACAAGCUUCAACCACUGAAAAUUUCAAAUCGAUUGGUUCUGUAGUUUUCACAACGACAAAAUAAAACGAUCUGUAGAUCCAUUACGUGGCCAAUUGAUUACAAGACCCUAAGAACUAGCAUUAUUUAGAAUGAAUAUCGAUUGUUACAGUACUCCAAGAAAAUUUGUAAAAGGUAAAUUGAUAGCCUAGGGGUGACUUCUUCCACAUGUGUUUGUGAGGAGGAAGAUUGUGACAAUCAAACCUGGAUUCCCUGCAUUGGUUUCUGAUGUUUUACAUUCCGUUGGGAGUAACACCUGCCUAAGAAAUCAUGAAUUUUCCCGAACAAUAUGUAAUGUGCCUGUAUCGUAUACUGCGCCUGAAUAAAAUAUAUUCAAUAAAUAUUGAAAAAAAUCGUGAA